GAUGUCACAAGGAGACACGUUGGAAACCGCGAUUCUGGCCUGCACACGUGGAUCGUUCCCAGAGUUGGUCAAGAUUCGGGUCCUGCUCAGUACUUGGUUUGCAUCUCUGACAUGGAGAAACUGUUCUCAUUUAGAGAUGUGGCCAUUGAGUUUUCUGCAGAAGAGAGGGAAUACCUGGUGCUUGCUCAGUGGAAUUUGUACAGGGAUGUGAUUUGGAGUGUGAAGAGACAUGCAAAAGUAGGCGCACACGCAGGAUCAAAAUCCUAUAAAUGUAAAGAAUGUGGGAAAACCUUUGAUUGGAAACCGCUGCUUAUAAAACACCAGAGUAUUCAUACAGGAGAGAAACCCUACAUAUGUAAAGAAUGUGAUAAAGGUUUUAACUAUUCUCUCAACCUUAAAAAGCACCAAAGAAUUCAUACUGGAGAGAAACCCUACAAGUGUGAAGUAUGUGGUAAAGCUUUUCUCUGUUCUUCAUAUCUGCGUAAGCAUCAAAGAAUCCAUACUGGAGAGAAACCCUACAAGUGUGAAGAAUGUGGCAAAGCUUUUACUAGUGGUUCAGGCCUUGUUGUUCACCGAAGAGUUCAUACUGGAGAGAAACCCUAUGAAUGUGAAGAGUGCGGCAAGGCCUUUACUAUUCACAUAGCACUCUCUAAACAUCAAAGAAUUCAUACUGGAGAGAAACUGUACAAAUGUGAUGAAUGUGGAAAGACUUUUAAUGUUCACUCAACACUUUCUAAACACCAGAGAAUUCACACUGGAGAGAAACCCUACAAAUGCAAAGAAUGCGGCAUGGCCUUUAACAUUCGCUGCAUACUUUCUAAACACCAGAGGAUCCAUACUGGAAAGAAACCCUAUAAAUGUCAAGAGUGUGGCAAAGCCUUUAUCUGUUCUUACAGCCUUCACCAACACCAACGAAUACAUACUGGAGAGAAACCCUACAAAUGUGAUGAAUGUGGCCAGGCCUUCACUUUGGCUUCAUAACUGCGUAAGCAUUGGAGAAUCCAUAUUGGUGAGAAACCCUACACAUGCAAGGAAUGUGGCAAAGCAUUUUACUGUUCAUCCAGUCUUAUUUACCAUCAGAGAGUUCAUAUUGGAGAGAACCCAUAUAAGUGUGAUGAAUGUGGAAAAGCCUUUAGCGUUUAUUCAUCCUAUAUGAAUCACCAGCGAAUUCAUAGUGGAGAAAAACCCUACAAAUGCAAUGAAUGUGAGAAAUCCUUUAAUAACCGUCAUAAUCUAACUCGACACCAAAAAGUUCAUACUGGAGAGAAAGCCUACAAAUGCAAAGAAUGUGGCAAAGCCUUCACUUGUACUACAGGCCUUACUCAACAUGAGAAAAUUCACACUGGGGAGAAACCCUACACAUGUGAAGAAUGUGGUAAGGCCUUUAACUCUUCUUCAAACCUUAAACAUCAUUGCAGACUUCAUAGUGGAGAGAAGCCCUCCAAAUGUGAACAACAUGGCAACACUCUUGAAAAUUGUUCAGGAUUUACUAGACACAACAGACGUCAUACUAGAAACAAUCCAGUUUAAUGCAAACACUGUUGCAAAGCCUUCAAUAAUGUUCACCUAUAACUCAAUACAAUAAGAAUAAUUCAAUAUAAUAGAAUUGCAAGGAAUUUACUAAUAAUUCAACCCUUCUUCAUCACCAUCAAUUUAGUACUGGAGAGAUCUUGUAAAAGCAAAGAAAGGAGUCUCAACUGUUGAAUAAUAUUUUAUACACAUGAUCAAAAAUACACAUAUGAGAGAAAUCCUACAAAUUCAAAUAACACAAGAAAUCCUUUAUUCUUCACAACACAAUCAACAGAAGUAUUGUUGAGAAACCCUUCCCAAUACAAUGUGGCUACCUUUAAGUGAAGCCAGAUCUUCAUUAACUCUGAGUGAAUUCACAGACACUACACAUGUACAUAGGAAGAUAAUUUUCAAAUAUAUAAA
Peromyscus leucopus (white-footed mouse) is the source of this 1932-nucleotide messenger RNA. RefSeq names its product zinc finger protein 502 (gene Znf502). Gene Ontology annotation, molecular function: RNA polymerase II cis-regulatory region sequence-specific DNA binding; DNA-binding transcription factor activity, RNA polymerase II-specific. Lineage: Eukaryota; Metazoa; Chordata; Mammalia; Rodentia; Cricetidae. The record is from RefSeq and is a predicted model, not a curated record. Gene Ontology annotation, biological process: regulation of transcription by RNA polymerase II.